Cyphomyrmex costatus is the source of this 2484-nucleotide messenger RNA. Its product is annotated as puromycin-sensitive aminopeptidase-like protein. Gene Ontology annotation, molecular function: zinc ion binding; metalloaminopeptidase activity; peptide binding. Gene Ontology annotation, cellular component: cytoplasm; membrane. The record is from RefSeq and is a predicted model, not a curated record. Lineage: Eukaryota; Metazoa; Arthropoda; Insecta; Hymenoptera; Formicidae. The transcript is spliced from 9 exons. The annotation marks the transcript as partial. Gene Ontology annotation, biological process: peptide catabolic process; proteolysis.
AUGGCGUUUCUAAAAGUAUUAUUAAAUGUUGGGUUAAUAUUCAUCGCUGCAACGACUGUUUCUGUUGAUGGAGAUUCAGAGAAUGAUGACUUGAAUACGACAGUCAAUUACCGUUUACCAGACAACGUAGUACCAGUGCACUACAAUAUCGGACUUAUACCGUAUAUUGAAGAGAGUAAUUUUACCUUUGAUGGUAAAUCCAAUAUCAUCAUCGAGAUUCGUCGUGCAACGCGGGACAUAAGUUUACAUGCAUUGGAUUUAAUAAUAAAUGAAACAGCAACAUUACUGAUAAACAGCGAUACCGAUAUUUAUGCACCGGAGGUGCAUAAUUAUGAUAACGAAACAGAAAUCUUGACCCUUCAUUUCGAUGAUGAACUAUUCCCUGGAAUUUAUAGUUUAUAUAUACAAUUCACCGGUAUUCUAAACGACGAUUUGCAUGGUUUCUUCAGAACAUCGUACAUCAAUGAGAAUGGAGAAAACGUGUGGUUGGCCGCAUCACAUUUCGAGGCAAGUUGGGCACGACGAGCGUUCCCGUGUUGGGACGAACCGGCAUUAAAAGCCACUUUCAAUAUCUCCAUAAAGCAUCGACGAAAUUAUACAGCUGUGUCAAAUAUGCCGAUACGGGAUCAAUCGGAUGACGAAGACAACAUGAUGUGGACACACUUCGACAUGACUCCCAUUAUGUCUACUUAUCUCGUAGCAUUUGUAGUGUCCGAUUAUGUACGUAUUCCUAACGCAGAUGGAACGUUUAACAUGUGGUGCAGAUCGGCAUUGGCUCCGCACUCAAAAUUUGCACAGGAAGUUGCUCAAAAGGCUAGAGACAUACUGACAGAAUAUACCAACAUCACCGAUAAAGUUCCAAAAACGGAUCAUUUAGCAGUUCCGGAACUGACAGCUGGUGCCAUGGAAAAUUGGGGACUUAUUAUUUAUACAGAAAAAGACUUUACGUACAAUGAAAAAGAAGAUACACUGUUUCGUAAACAACGAGUAGCAGUAACAGCAGCACAUGAAAUGGCACAUCAAUGGUUUGGUAAUAUGGUCAGUCCGUCAUGGUGGUCUCACGUGUGGCUAAAUGAGGGAUUUGCAACAUUCUUCGAAGAAUAUAUUCUCAACGAGAUUUUCAAAGAUUGGCGUGUAAUGGACCUUUUUGUUGUCAAGGUUCAACAAGAAGCUCUUCAUGCUGAUGUUGCUAAGAAAAUGAAACCUAUUGUAUUCGAAGUUAAAACUCGCAAAGAAAUUGAUUCACAUUUUUCUUAUUCGAGUUACGGCAAAGCACCUGCUAUACUGCGCAUGUUACAGCAUAUUAUUACUGCUGAAGUAUUUCGGAAAGGUAUUAUUAAAUAUUUAUACGAGCAUCAGUUCAGUUCGGUUACUUCCGACGACUUAUGGAACGCCUUUCAAGCAGUCCUCGAUGAAUCAGAUGUUCCACAUAAUGCUUAUACAUUGAAAGAGGUAAUGGAUACCUGGAUAAAACAAAGACAUUUCCCUGUGGUACACGUGACCCGAAACUAUGACACUGGUGAAACAAUACUAACGCAAGAACAUUUCCAUCUGAAAGGCGAAAAUGAACAUACCGAUAGCGAUAAAUGGUGGAUACCUUUGACUUUUGCUACGCAGUCAAAACCCGAUUUCUCUAGAACUCUACCCAUUCAAUGGCUACGACCACAAGAUAAAAAUAUAAGUAUUAACGGAGUCGAUCCAAAUGAUUGGAUCAUAAUUAAUGUACAACAAACAGGAUUCUAUCGCGUUAAUUACGAUAAUUUAAAUUGGCGAAAAAUUGCAAACUAUCUCAACUCCGACAACUAUACAAAAAUACAUGUACUUAAUCGAGCUCAAAUCGUUGAUGACGCCUAUCAUCUUAUGAUCACAGAUCAACUCGAUAUCGAGAUAUUUCUGGAUCUUGUAAAUUAUCUGUCUCGAGAAACCGAUUAUAUAGUUUUAUAUCACAUGUUUAAUUAUUUUAUCAUGAAUGAGGAAAAAUUUUACAAAAUUUUAGAAAUUGAUUAUUUCAAGCAAUACGUACUACAUAUUUUGAAUGGCAUUAUUAAAAAUAUAGGAUACGAAGAAGAUCCUGCAGAGAAUGAAUUGAUAAAGCUUACAAGAGUCAAUACCUUAAAAUGGGCAUGUCGUUUUAAUCAUUCCGAGUGUAAGAGAACAGCCGCUAAUAAACUAAAUGAAAUUCUUGCAAAUCCUGAAACACACAGAAUAUCCAGAAACUUAAAAGAAUGGAUAUAUUGCAAUGGUAUGAUGCAAGCCAACAAAACUACUUGGAAUAAAUUACUGGAUACAUAUUUCAUUAACCAAGACAAACAUUUAUUAGAAUACUUGUCUUGCUCUGAAGAUCCUGACAUUCUGAUCAAUUUUAUAAAUACAAGUGUCUCGAAUGAUUUAAUAAACAAUCAUCACUAUGACAUUAUUCAAAAUAUUAUUCAGCAACAUUCAGAUAAUGACGCGGUACUUAAUUAUAUACUAAAAAAUUUAGAA